AUGACCGUGGUUGGCGACCUGACGCGUCUUUUCCUCGGCGGAGACUCGUUUGAGCGCUCUUCAUCGGUAAGUUUGAGCGACUUUGUGGCUGUCCACGGAGGCACAACCAAACUCCUCUUUGAUUGCCUCGCGUUCGAGCUGGGGUUCCAGUCCGGGGCGCUGCGCGAGACUGCGACCACAGCGAGUGGGAGCAGCGGCAGUGGCCCGCUCUCCUUCGUGAGUCGUUUGCGGCAGACGUUUGGCGGUGGCACGGGCAGUGAGGACAAGAGCGCUGGUGGCAGCGGAGGUGCCUACCGUUUCCCUGUGGAAAAAUACCUGCUUCGUGUCGCAGACGUCAAUACACACAUUCCUGCAAAUAUCUACCUAUCCAUGUCGAGCGGUGGUGGAUCCCAGCAUCCGUUCCGGCUCACUGAGCGCCUCACUGUGGUCCAGGGCCUUCGCCGCGCUUUCCAGCAAGCGCCCGCCUCGUAUAAGGUUCUGUUCGAUACCGACGGCGACCUGCACUUCUCCGACUAUACCCGGAUCGCUAUUGGUGUCGCAGACCAUUUGGUGGUGCCACUCUUCCCCUCGUUUACGGACUUCCACCGCGUCGAGACGUUUAUGGAGGAGCUCUUCCAAAUGCGUCAGAACGGAGAGACUGACGCCAAGGUACAGCUCAUGGUCUGGAACAAUGUCGAUGUGCACUACAAUCGGCCAUGGUUGCCGGUAUCCCGAAACGUGACGCCCACCAAGGCAGCUCAAACGGUGAUUGAGAAACUCAACUCGCUACUGGCUGGGGUCGCAGCUCAGUAUAGUACGCUUUUCGUGCAGCCCAUUCCGGAUAAUGCAAGCCCCGUGGAAGCCAGUGAGCACUUUUCGGAAACGAGCUCCAUGAUCAUGCGAACCUUCGGGGUAACCGGUAUGGCUAGCGCGGAUCUGGGCAUUCCUUUUGCCUGCAUGCAACCAGGCACUCUGACUGGUGGCGCCGUCGAGUACCACGUCAGCGCCGAAAUGCUGGAGCUGCUACGCGCGAAUGUGCGCGAGCUCGCCGAUGUGCUCUGA
Molecule: messenger RNA, 1041 nt
Organism: Cyanidioschyzon merolae strain 10D
Lineage: Eukaryota; Rhodophyta; Bangiophyceae; Cyanidiales; Cyanidiaceae
Exons: 1
Coding region: 1-1041 (346 amino acids)
Source: RefSeq, a predicted model, not a curated record